Lepus europaeus (European hare) is the source of this 1638-nucleotide messenger RNA. It is a transcript of the gene HEATR9, whose product is annotated as HEAT repeat containing 9. Bases 1 to 1638 code for a protein of 545 amino acids. The record is from RefSeq and is a predicted model, not a curated record. NCBI's taxonomy places the organism in Eukaryota, Metazoa, Chordata, Mammalia, Lagomorpha, Leporidae. The transcript has 15 exons.
AUGUCCUAUGAAAGAAAAACUGAUAUCUUUGACAUCUCCAGGUUAAUGCUCAAGUACCCAUGGCUGGAAUAUCGAGACAGGACCAAAGAACUCAGAGAAGCCAUGGCUCCCGUCCACCUGCCCAUGUCCUACUACCAGGUGCCGAAGGAAGUGUACCCCCCGAGUCCAGACUGCUGGCAACAGCACUCCCAAAAGCCCAGUGUGAUCCCUUACUGCUACUCGGAGACGCCCGAGACCGACAUGCACUGGAACAUCCUGUAUGAUCAGCAAGAAACAUGGGAGACCCAGAGGAUGUUAGCGAAAAUGAGAGACCAGCCAAGGUACCUCCAGCAGGAGACUCGCAUCCAGAACUUCUGUCUCCCCAUGAGCAAGCUGACUUCAAAAGCUCAGGCAGCACCCGAGCCCUUGGAGCCUACCAGGGACCCUCUGAAGUGGCAAAGAUUGAAGGAACUCACGAAAAGCCUGAAAUCUCCCCAAGAGGAUGAGCAGCUGUACGCAGCGCAGGCUCUAGGGUACUUGGACGUCAGUGACAAGUUCAUCAUGGAGGCACUGUGGCAGGUGGCCCAGACUGGUUCAGAGAAAGUGAAGUAUGAGGCCUAUCGAUCCCUCGCCAUCCUGGGCUGUCUGAAUAAGCACGUGAUCCAUGCCCUCAUCAAACAGCUGAAGGGGCAAGAUGAGGGUCGAAGGAUGGAGACUCUGACCGGGCUGCGAGUGGCUCUGAACUCCUGGGCGGCUGUCCCUAAAGACAAGAGGACUGAAGUUGGGGAUGAAGAAAAGCUGGUGCUUGUGUUGCAAACGCUGAUGAAGAAGCUGGUAAAUGAAGCAGCCCUGGAGGCAGCCCUGUGCUUGGGUUUCCUGAGGCCCUGCAGUGAUAUGGCCCAAGAGUUCUUGCUGCAGCGCCUAUGCCAAGGGCCCAAGACCCAGCGGAUGAAGGCACUUAAGAUGCUGGUCAAGAUGAUGCAUGUUCACUCAGCUGCAGUCAUCAUGUCCAUCCUAGAGCAACUGUGUUCUUCCACUGUCCUUGACGACCGCUAUGAAGCCACCCAGAUGCUCAGGACCAUUGGGCUGGAACAGAUCCAGGCACAGGGGCUAGAGGAACUCACAUUCGACCUUCUCAGGAGGAAGACGCAUAACGAACCCUUCCUCGCUAUGAGGCAGGCUGUGGUGGAAACUGUGGAAGAGCUCAGGAUGAAGCCCGUGAUGAUGAACGCAGUGGAGGAGCAACUGAUGGACCCUAACGCUACUGCACGCCAGGAGGCAAUUACUUCUUUGGGAGUCCUGGGGUUCCGCAGCCCACAAGUGUUUCAUCUGCUUCUGGACAUGCUGGACACAGAAGAGAACCAGGCUGUGAAGAAGAGUCUACAAGAAACACUAGUCCUUUGGUCUUCAACUGAUCCCUGGAUCCAGAGCAAGCUGAAGAACAAGAUUUUCUUAGCAUAUGAGGCACCUAAGACCAAUGUGGAGACAGCGCCCGCAAGGUUCCGCAAGAAGCCCGAGACCCCAGAACAGUUAACUAUCCAAGACUUCCGCCUUGCUAGGCUAAGUCCCUUGUUGAUUGCAAAGGCCAGCACCAAGAUGGACCAAAAGAAAAGGUUGCCUGCCUUCCUGUCCUGUCUCCCACAGGACAUAGAGCCCUGA